Molecule: messenger RNA, 1272 nt
Organism: Neospora caninum
Lineage: Eukaryota; Apicomplexa; Conoidasida; Eucoccidiorida; Sarcocystidae
Exons: 7
Coding region: 1-1272 (423 amino acids)
Source: RefSeq, a predicted model, not a curated record
AUGAUGGUGGGGGGAGUCUCGCUCUGGCAUGCUGUCCAUCGUGGCAAGACGCCCGAGCCGCCGCCGCUCGCUUCCCACGGCCCCGAGGACUCUCCAACGAUCCACAUUCCCGGGGUGUGGCACUUCUACUUUCCCCGCUGGAUGUACACUGCAGACGAGGAGGAAGAGGGGAAUGCGGACUUUUCGGCAAGCGCGACGCGAAGGGACGGCGGCGCUGGAAAGGCGGAAGGCCUGAAAGAUGCAACGAGUUCAGGGGCGAAAGGGAAGAAUCGCCGGCUCAAGAAAAAGGAAGCCACAGUGUCAGAGACGUCGCAGCAGACACCAAAGGGAGAAACGGCAGGCGAAGGCGUGCGACACGCCUACACGCGAGAUCCAGAUGGGAUAUGUGGCCGAAAAGGGGACUACGACGGACCUGAGGCGAUCUACUUCUUCGAAGAUCAUACAGCUCUGAUUCCGUCCCUGUCUGCCAGAGGGAACUGGGCACUCAUUGACCCGCCCCAAAACGCCCCACUUCUCAACAAAGAAUUCCGGCUGUGCAUUUUCAGCAACCGAUCCCCACACGAGAGGCUUCUGCUCCGAGGCGUACUCGCCUUCUCCCCUCGUCCUACAAUUUCGCUCUGGGAUGAGCGGGUCCAGUUGCAUGCAGCGCAGCUCGCGGGCUCGAUUUUCGUCCGGCAGGACGCGAAGGAACUGUCGUCGGCAUCUGCUACCGGCUUACCUCCUAACGUCGAAGUGUGGGACAACGCAGGUAGCGUUGUCCUCGGGCAGGAGGCGCAGGAAGCGAGCACGGAAAGAAAGGAAGCAGACGCUUUUGGAUCCGAUGUCCAGUUCUUGCCUGCUGGGAACUUCACAGCCUACAGGCUCCUGGGAGAAGACGAGAACUACUUCAAAGUUCACCACCCUUUCAUCCGGACCGGGCCGAAGCGGCUGUACCACGUCUUGGAGCCCGACGCGCGGGCCGCGCCUCCCGGCGCGACCGCGACAGUGGAGACACUGUUGGCCUCCAAGAGCCCCGUGGCUUUGUAUCCCUCCGCAGCGCCGAUGCCACACGAUGGCAAGCGGCAGCCUAAGAAAGUGAUACACCCCGGCCGCAAGAGGCAAGAGAAGGGGUCGGACAACGAGAGCGAGGACGAUGAGCACGAAAUGCGACAACGUCUCGAAGCACUUCUGAACCAAUUUGCGCAGGAGCCUCCCGAAGAAGUCCUCUGGCCAAUCCCGCGUCUUCCGGACCGAUCAGCGCUUGAAGAAGACGAAGACGAGGACGAUGAUUAG